Messenger RNA from Tarenaya hassleriana, 2318 nucleotides. RefSeq names its product glucomannan 4-beta-mannosyltransferase 9-like. Gene Ontology annotation, molecular function: mannan synthase activity. Gene Ontology annotation, cellular component: Golgi apparatus. The record is from RefSeq and is a predicted model, not a curated record. Bases 448 to 2028 code for a protein of 526 amino acids. The transcript has 8 exons. NCBI's taxonomy places the organism in Eukaryota, Viridiplantae, Streptophyta, Magnoliopsida, Brassicales, Cleomaceae.
UCUGUUCCCUUUCUCUUUCGCCUUUUCUUUCUUCCCUUCAAAACAUCUUCUCCCUCCUGAGUUCUUCCUCUGUCACCAAACCCACCAUAACCCAAAACAAGAAAACAAAAAGAACAAAGAUUUCGUUCUUUGUUUGAUUUCCAGACAAUCUGGGAUUCGACAUAAGACAGGAUUUAUGUAAAAAAAACAGUCCUGUCUUUUUUUUCUGGGUAAUUUUGGUUCGAAUCGCGAAAAGGGUCAUUCUCGUUCUCGUUCCUUUUUUGUGUAGCCGUAGGUUCUGCAGAAACCACGAGCUACAUACAUUGCUGCAAGAAAAUUUGUCUGCCACUCGCAUUUCCUCUUGCGUGUCUCCCAAGAAAAUCCCUGACAACGCAUUCCGAUCUUGGGUUCUUGUUCUUCGUCUUCCUCCACUGUUUCGCCGGAAUAAGUUCUGAGAACUCGUUAGAGAUGGAUCAGGUUUAUUCCGGGUCGGUGUACAGAGACGGCAUUACUGCGCAGGUCUCGAUGCUUUGGGAUCAGAUGAGGACUCCAUUGGUCGCUCCAUUGCUGAGACUCGCGGUUUAUGUGUGUUUGGCGAUGUCUGUGAUGCUCUUCGUCGAGAGGGUUUACAUGGGAAUCGUCAUAUCUCUCCUGAAGCUCUUCGGCCGUAAACCAGAGAAGCGUUACAAAUGGGAGCCGAUGAAGGACGACAUCGAGCUCGGAGACUCGGCUUAUCCUGUGGUUCUUGUCCAAAUCCCAAUGUAUAAUGAACGAGAGGUUUAUCAGCUCUCGAUCGGUGCUGCUUGCGGGCUCUCAUGGCCGUCCGAUCGGAUCAUCAUUCAAGUUCUCGACGAUUCCACUGAUCCAACAAUCAAAGAUCUGGUGGAGAUGGAGUGUCAGAGAUGGGCAAGCAAAGGGGUGAACAUAAAGUACGAGGUGAGGGACAACAGGAAAGGGUACAAGGCAGGGGCUUUGAAGGAAGGGAUGAAGAAGAGCUACGUAAAGAGCUGCGAUUACGUCGCGAUCUUCGACGCAGAUUUCCAACCAGAACCCGAUUUCCUGUGGAGAACCAUACCUUUCCUCGUCCACAACCCCAGUCUCGCCCUCGUUCAAGCUCGUUGGAAGUUCGUGAAUUCGGACGAAUGCUUGAUGACACGAAUGCAAGAGAUAUCUUUGGAUUACCAUUUCACAGUCGAGCAAGAAGUUGGAUCAUCUACUUAUGCAUUCUUUGGAUUCAACGGGACUGCGGGGGUAUGGAGAAUAUCAGCACUAAACGAAGCAGGAGGGUGGAAGGACAGAACAACAGUGGAAGACAUGGACUUGGCUGUUCGAGCAAGCCUCAAGGGGUGGAAGUUCUUGUACCUUGGCUCUUUAAAGGUAAAGAAUGAGUUGCCAAGCACGUUUAAGGCGUAUAGGUACCAACAGCACAGGUGGUCUUGUGGGCCUGCCAAUCUAUUCAGGAAAAUGCUCUUCGAAAUUAUCACCAACAAGAAUGUGAGUGUAUGGAAGAAAGUGCAUGUGAUAUACAGUUUCUUCGUGGUGAGAAAGAUAGUGGCACACAUAGUGACGUUUAUAUUCUACUGCGUGGUAUUGCCGGCGACGGUUCUGGUGCCGGAGGUCACCGUUCCCAAAUGGGGAGCUGUAUAUAUUCCUUCCAUCAUCACCCUCCUCAACGCCAUCGGCACUCCCAGGUCGCUGCAUCUCCUGGUGUUCUGGAUCAUGUUCGAGAACGUCAUGUCUCUGCACAGAACCAAGGCGACGUUCAUUGGAUUACUCGAAGCCGGCAGAGUUAACGAGUGGAUCGUCACCGAGAAACUCGGAGACGCCCUUAAAUCCAAAGUCAAGUCUCCUCAUCCUAAGAAACCUCGCUUCAGAUUCGGGGAAAGGAUCCAUGUACUGGAAGUUGGGGUGGGGAUGUAUCUGUUCAUUGUGGGAUGCUGUGAUGUGAUGUUAGGGAAGAACCGCUACUAUCUCUACUUAUUCGGACAAUCCUUUGCUUUCUUCGUCAUGGGCUUUGGCCUUGUCGGAACCUUCGUCCCUCACAGUUGAUGGCAAAUGCAGGAGUUUUAAAAAGAAUGAAAUGAUGCUCCAUCAUACGAUACUUUCUUUCCUCUUUUUGUUGAUUUCUCGUUUUGAAUUUUUUUUUUUUGGUGUGUGUGUGAAUAGAGAGGAUGUGAUAUGUUACAUGUGGAUGAAAGGGUAUAACAGGAAAGAGGAGAGAAUUUUUGAAGGGAGUUGAAUUAGAACCCUCUGACUGACUCAGAGGGUUUUACAUUGCUAGAUACGAGUAACGAAGAACACAUUUCUGUUGGGUUUGGUUUGAUUUUUUUUUUAAUCAA